Messenger RNA from Ramularia collo-cygni, 849 nucleotides. RefSeq lists its product as uncharacterized. The record is from RefSeq and is a predicted model, not a curated record. The coding region runs from base 1 to 849 and encodes 282 amino acids. Lineage: Eukaryota; Fungi; Ascomycota; Dothideomycetes; Mycosphaerellales; Mycosphaerellaceae. The transcript is spliced from 3 exons.
AUGGCUCUGUCUUCAACGCAGAUUGUUUACUCGGAGGGCAUCUUCCACGGUCUUCCAAGCUAUUCAGAUACUCCGGAGCUCAAAAAUCUGACAGCCAUCGUCACCGGUACUAACGGUAUCUCUAGAUAUCAUAUAGUUAAAGUCCUCGCUCAAUCUCCCCAAAGAUGGACCAAGAUCUAUUGCGCUUCUCGUCGACCACCUCCGGACUACUUCUUUGCCGAGCUAGGAGCUGGUAUGGAGCGUGUAGAACAUUUAGAGGUUGACUUUCUCUCCGACCCGAGCGCGAUUGCUGAGGUCUUGAGACGUGUUCCAAAGGUCGAUCAUGUCUUUUUCUUCUCGUACAUGCAACCAAAGCAAGAAGGUAACGUCCUUGGAAUGYGGUCUAACGCGGAUGCAUUGGCCGAAGUGAAAACAAAACUCCUCGCAAACUUCAUCGGGGGCUUGAAGCUUUCCGGUCUCCAACCGAAGCGGUUCCUCCUCCAGACCGGCGCAAAGCACUACGGCUUUCACAUUGGGCCAGCUACCAGCCCGUCAUUCGAGAGUGACCCCAGGGUAGGACUUGAAAGCAACUUUUACUAUCCUCAAGAGGACAUCCUGCAGAAGUACUGCAGAGAGACUGGAGCUGGUUGGAACGUCGUCAGACCUUCAUACAUCAUUGGCGCUGUCAGGGAUAAUUUUUUAAACCACAUGGUGGGACUGGCUGUAUAUUGUUCAAUCCAGGCACAUCUAGGCCAACCUAUUGCCUUCCCAGGUGACUAUAUCGCCUGGGACAGGGAAUAUUGCCAGAGUUCCGCCAAGCUGAAUGCUUAUCUGGAAGAAUGGGCAGUUUUUAAGUCCACAAGCUCGUAA